This is a messenger RNA of Saxophila tyrrhenica, 486 nucleotides long. RefSeq lists its product as uncharacterized. The transcript has 4 exons. The coding region runs from base 1 to 486 and encodes 161 amino acids. NCBI's taxonomy places the organism in Eukaryota, Fungi, Ascomycota, Dothideomycetes, Mycosphaerellales, Extremaceae. The record is from RefSeq and is a predicted model, not a curated record.
AUGCCUCCAUCCACCGCCUCCGUCCCCAUCCCAGCCCGUCGGGACCCUGCGGCUGGUACGGCCGUGAGCUCCUACAGCUCGUCUUCUGGCUCGAGCUCGUGGUCCUCACCUCUUCACAACAACAGUCUGAGCUCGACGCCUGGGUCGGCGAAGGGGAAGGGGAAGGCGAAGGUGAGGGAGGGGGAGGUGGUUGCGGUGAGGAGGCCGAGUUUGCUUGGGUUGGGGAAAGGGAGUGCUAACGCCGGUGGUUGGGGGACAGGGAGCGAGUUGUUGAAGAGCGAGUAUACUGUCGUGAAUCUUGCUGAGGGCGGUGGGGUGCCGCGCUUGGUGACCUGCGUAAAAUCCUCCCAAGGCUUCGACUGGAAUCAAGAGCUCUUCCUCCCCUCCUACGCCGACUACGACGCCCAAGACCUCGAGCACAAGCAAGACCCCGUCGAAGACAUCAUCCUCACGGACGAGGAGGCAGAGGCGAUGCUGCCGCAGUAA